This is a messenger RNA of Dipodomys spectabilis (banner-tailed kangaroo rat), 3898 nucleotides long. It is a transcript of the gene Mertk, whose product is annotated as MER proto-oncogene, tyrosine kinase. Lineage: Eukaryota; Metazoa; Chordata; Mammalia; Rodentia; Heteromyidae. The transcript is spliced from 19 exons. Gene Ontology annotation, cellular component: signaling receptor complex. Gene Ontology annotation, biological process: multicellular organism development; cell surface receptor protein tyrosine kinase signaling pathway; phagocytosis. Bases 120 to 3116 code for a protein of 998 amino acids. The record is from RefSeq and is a predicted model, not a curated record. Gene Ontology annotation, molecular function: ATP binding; transmembrane receptor protein tyrosine kinase activity; protein binding.
GCCGGCCCGGGCUGCUGUGCUGGCGCUGUGCUGUGCUGUGCUGCGCUUGGCCGGCCGCUGGGCUCGUCUGGGACGUGCUCCGUCGGUCCGGAGAGAACCUGCAGAUCCGCAGCUCCACCAUGGGGCUGGCCCCGCCACGGCUGCUGUUGGGGCUCCUUCUCCCCGCGCUGUGGAGUGGAGUUAUUGUUGAAGUGGAAGGAGAAACCAAGUUGCACCAACCAUCCCCAGGACCUUUCCCAGGGAGCCUGCCAGUCAACCACAGGCCACUCCCCUUUCCUCUCUCCAGUGGAGACCAGCCUGCCUUGAUGUCACCAAUCCAGACACAAAGACCACAUCCAGGACCCAAAGUUCUUCCCCAGGUGCCCUCUGCGGUCUCAAAGCUUCUCCCGCCUCUUGCAUUUAAUCACACAGUUGGACACAUAAUACUUUCUGAGCAUAAAGAUGUCAAGUUUAAUUGCUCAAUCAAUAUACCUAGUAUAUACCUGGAACCUACUGGUAUUUUUUGGUGGAAAGACGGGAAGGAACUACUUGGAGCACAUCAUUCCAUCACACAGUUUUAUCCUGAUGAUGAAGGGACAUCAAUCAUAUCAUCCUUCAGCAUAACCAGUGUGCAGCGCUCGGACAAUGGGUCAUAUAUCUGUAAGACCAAAGUAAACAAUGAAGAGAUUGUGUCUGACCCCAUCUAUGUCGAAGUUCAAGGACUUCCUCACUUUACUAAGCAGCCUGAGAGCAUGAAUGUCACCAGAAACACACCCUUCAACCUUUCCUGUCAGGCUGUGGGCCCACCUGAGCCUGUCAACAUUUUCUGGAUUCAAAACAGCAGCCGUGUUAAUGAAUGGCCUGAAAAAUCCCCCUCCAUCCUAACUGUUCCUGGUCUGACCGAGAUGGCUGUCUUCAGUUGUGAGGCCCACAAUGAUAAAGGGCUGACUGUGUCUAAAGGCGUGCAGGUCAACAUCAAAGCAAUUCCCUCUCCACCAACUGAAGUCUUCAUCCACAACAGUACAGCACAUAGCAUUCUGAUCUCCUGGGUCCCGGGGUUUGAUGGCUACUCUCCAUUUAAGAACUGCAGCAUUCAGGUGAAGGAAGUAGAUCCACUGAGUAAUGGCUCAGUCAUGGUUUUUAACACCUCAGCCUCACCACAUCUGUAUCACAUCGAGCAGCUGCAGGCCCUGGCUAACUACAGCAUUGGGAUGUCCUGUAUGAAUGAAAUAGGCUGGUCUGCAGUGAGCCCUUGGAUUCCUGCCAGCACAACUGAAGGAGCUCCGUCAUCUGCACCUUUAAAUGUCACGGUGUUUCUGAAUGAAUCUAGUAAUAAAGUGGCUGUCAGCUGGAUGAAGCCCCCAAUUAAGCGUCAGGAUGGGGAACUGAUGGGCUACCGGAUCUCUCACAUCUGGCAGAAUGUGGGCACCUCUAAAGAGCUCUCUCAAGAAGUUGGUGAGAAUGACAUCCAGGCUCAAAUUUCUGUUCAAGUCUAUAAUGCCACAUGCACAGUGAGAAUUGCAGCCAUCACCAAAGGGGGAAUUGGGCCUUUCAGUGAGCCAGUGACAGUAUUUAUCCCUGCACCAGGUGGGGUCGAUUAUGCUCCCUCCUCAACUCCAGCUCCUGGCAACACAGAGCCUGUGCUGAUUAUCCUCGGCUGCUUUUGUGGAAUUGUGUUGAUUGCCUUAGUUUUAUAUAUUUCUUUGGCUAUCAGAAAAAGAAUCCUGGAGACAAAAUUUGGGAGUGCAUUCACAGAAGAGGAUUCUGAGUUAGUUGUAAAUUACAUAGCAAAGAAAUCCUUCAGUCGGCGAGCCAUCGAACUCACCUUACAUAGCUUGGGAGUCAGUGAGGAACUGAAAAAUAAACUAGAAGAUGUUGUGAUUGACAGAAAUCUUCUAAUUCUUGGAAAAAUUCUUGGUGAAGGAGAAUUUGGGUCUGUGAUGGAAGGAAAUCUGAAGCAGGAAGAUGGGACCACUCAGAAAGUGGCUGUGAAGACCAUGAAGUUGGACAAUUUUUCUCAGCGGGAGAUCGAGGAGUUUCUCAGUGAGGCAGCGUGCAUGAAAGACUUCAACCACCCAAACGUCAUCCGACUUCUAGGCGUGUGUAUAGAAAUGAGCUCUCAAGGCAUCCCGAAGCCCAUGGUGAUUUUGCCCUUCAUGAAGUAUGGGGACUUACAUACCUACUUACUAUAUUCCAGAUUGGAGACAGGGCCAAAGCACAUUCCUCUGCAGACAUUACUCAAGUUCAUGGUGGACAUUGCCCUGGGAAUGGAGUAUCUGAGCAACAGGAAUUUUCUCCAUCGAGAUUUAGCUGCUCGGAACUGCAUGUUGCGAGAUGACAUGACUGUCUGUGUGGCAGACUUUGGCCUCUCCAAGAAGAUUUACAGUGGUGAUUACUACCGCCAAGGCCGCAUUGCUAAGAUGCCUGUGAAGUGGAUCGCCAUAGAGAGCCUUGCAGACCGGGUCUACACAAGUAAAAGUGAUGUGUGGGCAUUUGGCGUGACCAUGUGGGAAAUCACAACACGGGGAAUGACUCCCUAUCCUGGAGUCCAGAACCAUGAGAUGUAUGACUAUCUUCUGCAUGGCCACAGGCUGAAGCAGCCUGAGGACUGCCUGGAUGAACUGUAUGAGAUCAUGUACUCUUGCUGGAGCACCGAUCCCUUGGACAGACCUACCUUUUCUAUGCUGAGACUCCAGCUAGAAAAACUCUUGGAAAGUCUGCCUGAUGUGGAGGACCAAGCGGCCAUCAUCUACAUCAACACACAGCCUCUAGAAAAUGAUGAGGGCACUGCUGAGGGGCCGGCACUUGCUCACCUGGACAUGAACAUUGAUCCUCACUCCAUCAUUGCUUCUUGCACUCCGAGUGGGACUAUUAGCGUGGUCACAGCAGAAGUUCAUGAGAGCAAAGCUCAAGAAGAAAGGUACAUCAUGAACGGGGGCAGUGAAGAAUGGGAAGAUCUGGCUUCUGCUCCCCCUGCUGUGCUCAUGGUUGGAAAGGACAGUGUUUUAUCAGAAGACAGACCUGUGAGGAAUGGGGUUUCCUGGUCACACUGUAGCACACUGCCCUUGGGGAGCUCAUCAGAGGAUAAAUUUUUGUUUGCUGAUGACUCCUCAGAAGACUCAGAGGUCCCAAUGUAAGACAUUGCUGCCUGUCACCAAGUUGAGAGGAGACAUUGCAAAACCAAUUGAAUUCUCCUUUUUGAGUAGACUUCAGUUGUGCCUCAGGUGCCUGGUAUUUGUUGGUUUCUUUGUAUUGUUUUUAACCAAGUAAACUCCAUGAUCGAGACCACCAGAUGAAUGUUGCCAAGUAAGUCGUCUUCAGAAAUAAUGUAAGAGGAAGCUGGGAAUAGUGGUAUAUUGCUGUAAUCACAGCACUCUGGAGUAUCUGGCAGGAAGAUUUGCAAGGUCUAAGCCCACUUGAGCUACAUGACUAGAACCCGUCUCAGAAAACAACAUAUAAUAGGGGCAUGGCUCAAUGGGAGAACACAAGCUUAAUGUGUGUGAGGUCUGUGUUCCAUCACCAGCACCACAAGAAAUAAAAAUAUAUAAUAUAUAUUUAUUUAAAGAGAAAAAAAUAUAUGUAUAUAUGAUGGAAAGAAUCAAGCAUGUUUUAUUUUAAUAAGACUACUUAUUUUAUGUCAUUCUUUCUUGUAGAUCUUACAAUUUAAGCUUCAGCUAUUCUUCAGUGCUAACAGGUCUACAGAGUUGUUUAUUUUGGAAGUCCUUUUCUUUUGUGAAACUAUUAAAUGUAAAAUACUUGUAAAAUGAAAUACCAUAUUUGACUUCACAUCUGGUCUUCAUGAGAAAUGUCUUGUGCCCUCAUGAAUCAUGGGUUUGAUCAGAAUAAUUUUGUUAAUGUUUCAAGUUUUAUAACCAGUUAAUGAUUUGCUACAACUUCCUAAUAAAACAUGAAUGAGGAA